Seriola dumerili (greater amberjack) is the source of this 3410-nucleotide messenger RNA. RefSeq names its product serine/threonine kinase 36 (gene stk36). NCBI's taxonomy places the organism in Eukaryota, Metazoa, Chordata, Actinopteri, Carangiformes, Carangidae. The record is from RefSeq and is a predicted model, not a curated record. Gene Ontology annotation, biological process: protein phosphorylation. Gene Ontology annotation, cellular component: cytoplasm. The transcript is spliced from 20 exons. The coding region runs from base 1 to 3351 and encodes 1116 amino acids. Gene Ontology annotation, molecular function: protein kinase activity; ATP binding.
AUGAACUCAUAUCACGUUUUGGAGCUGGCGGGAGAGGGCUCGUUUGGUCGAGUUUACAAGGGUAGGAAAAGAUUCACUGGCCAGGUGGUAGCUUUGAAGUUCAUGCCAAAGGUGGGUCGUUCUGAAAAGGAGCUACGAAGUCUCAAGAGGGAGAUUGAGAUUAUGAGGGGUCUCCAACAUCCAAACAUUGUCCAGCUCUUUGACAGCUUUGAGACUGAAACUGAGGUUGUGGUUGUAACUGAGUAUGCGGAGGGUCAAUUGUUCCAGAUUCUUGAAGAUGAUGGGAAUUUACCAGAAAGCCAGGUCCGUGAGAUUGCCUGCCAGUUGGUUUCAGCUCUGUACUAUUUACACUCCCAUCGGAUUCUUCAUCGUGACAUGAAACCACAAAAUAUACUCUUGGGGAAAAGUGGGGUGGUAAAACUGUGUGACUUUGGGUUUGCCAGGGCCAUGAGCGUCUCCACCCUGGUGCUGACUUCUAUCAAGGGAACACCACUGUACAUGUCUCCUGAGCUGGUGGAGGAAAAGCCAUAUGACCACACUGCUGAUCUCUGGUCUUUAGGCUGCAUCCUGUAUGAGCUCCACACGGGGGCGCCUCCGUUCUACACUAACUCCAUCUUCCACCUGGUGCAACUCAUUGUGAGAGACCAAGUAAAAUGGCCAGGCACAAUGAGCGACACCUGCACGAGUUUCCUGAAAGGUUUGUUAACCAAAGACCCUCAGAAGCGGUUGUCGUGGCCAGACCUCCUGCACCAUCCCUUUGUUGCUGAUGGUGUUAUAGUGCUGUCAGACACAAGUGUUUUCAGCCCUCUGACAGUCACGCCCAGUCCAGACAUGCUGGCGCUGAAACUUCAGCAAGUGGCAGCGAAGAUGGUACCGACUUCUGGAGAGAGUAGAUUACUGCGAAAGGCCAGGGAACAGAGGGACAACAGUAGCAGAGGGAAAGCAGUGGGUAGUGACAGUACAAAAAAAAAAAAGGAUGGAGUGGGAAAUGAAAAGGCCAACUCUGCAAUGGCAGCAACACCACCCAGGGCCAAACCCCACUCCAGUGAUGGCUCUGUUACCUCAGGUCACUUGGUCAUUGCAGCUGCCAAUCAAAUCCUCAACCCAAAGACUCAGGCCUGCAUGAGAUCAAAACACAGAGGUCAGAUCAGCAGAGACUAUGAACAGGAAUUUCCCUCUGUAGAGGUCGGUCCACGAUUGGUGUGGAGAUGCAAUGAGGACAGACAGACAGCACCGCACAGGCAGAAUGUUGACAGUGAGGAGUAUUGGGAGAAACUGGUCCAAGAGUCAGAUCCAAGCAAUCAGCAGAAAGAUCUAUUAAACUACAAUGCUAUUAUACCGCAACUUAACUCCAAGAUUCUGGCAUUUAAAGCUCAGCUAUCAAGUGGUGUUGUUAAAGAAGCAUGGCAGAUUCACCAACCGCUGAAGAUCUUAUGCAACCUCAUUCUGACCUCUGACCUGGAGAAGUUGUAUCACAUGAGCCGUGAACUUGGACUACCCCAUGUCCUCUUUGACCUGGUUCAAGAUACUGUAGAAAACUCACAGUUCAUCAAGAAACCAUGGAGUGUACCAGCACUGAGAGAAAUCAUUGUAGUGCUCUUGAUCUACUUUGAUGAGCAUCAUGACUGGAUGGAAGAAGAAUAUAGGGAAGAUGGACUGGAAGAGUUCACCAAGCCCUUCAUCACAAUUCUUAGUCGACCAGACCUCAUUCCUUUAGCACCUUUGGCUGCCUCCAUUUUGUCUCUGUUAAUACAACACAAUGUUAAUGUCGAAGUUGAUAUGAACGAUCUAACUUCCUUGCUGAAAAACCUGCUUUUGGACUCAUAUGAGCCCCAAAUUUCUCUUCCCUCUGGCUGGGGACUCUGUGAUGGCCUCCUGUCUUUACUCCUACACAUGCUCUCUGAGCAUGAAAGUGGCUCUGGAUCUUCGUGUUUAGACCCGGUUAUGUUUCUGGAUUUGUGGAAAAAAAUUGGUACUUCACUCAAAAAGACAACAGCAGACACAGGCAUCUGUUCGGCAAAGGGGCUGUAUUACUUUCUGUCUACGGCACUGUUUGUCUUCACGAAGGAUCCGCACUCAUGCAUUCCUCUGUUUUCUGAGAGGGAAUCAAAAUGCAUUUACACUCUUGGCCGGCUGCUGGGCACUGACUGUCUUCAUUUGUUUGCUGAAGUCAGUCCUGGGAGACUUGAAGUGGACCUGAGUCAUGACAGCCUGUCCGUGUUGAGCUGCCACUUGCUGUGCAUUCCAUUUGCCCUGGACUUGCCUUCACACACCAUGUCCACAAUUCUCCAGUUGUAUGACAGUUGUGGUGUUAUCGCAAGCCUCCUGCAGGUAAUUCAAACUCUCCCUCCUCCGCUACUGGAGCUGCCUCUCUCCCUGCUGAGCCGUUUGCUCCUUUGUGACCUUGAGCGCUCCGUUUCCCGCCUCAGAAAAGCUGCUCGUGGUUUUUUCACGCCACCCGGGGACAGCCAGCUCUCUGCCUCCAAACACCAGUGUUCACUAAUCAGAACUGCCAGCUCUCUGCUCUUUGAUUUGCUGCAGCUGGAUGCGCUGUGGGACUCUGCCGUGGAGCUCCUAACUCUGUUGUCCCAAGUGGCCUGUUGUUCUGCUCGGCCUGCCAGCCUUCAGCUUUACCUGGACGCCUCAGUGCUGCACCAGGCGCUGGCUCACUCUCAUGACCAGAUCAGGGCUGCCACAUGCAGACUUUUGGGAAAUUUGGAUCCAUUCAGGCCUCCUACGCUUCAACCUGACAUUUUCAAAAGCAUGAUAGGCUGUCUGCAUGAUCCCUGCCCGCCUGUCCAGCGAAUGGCUUGCAGGGCAGUAGGGAACUGGUUGGGAUAUAUUGCACGGUUCAAAAUGGGCAAGUCCAAUGGAAAGGGCAGUGACACUACAGGUUGGGACAAAGAGAGGGAACAAAAGCAACACAAGUGUUCACACAAUGAGACAGCAGGAGAUCUGGCUACUGUAGUAGAGCAAGGGGUGGAUGAUGAUGAGGAGAGCAGUUGGACAGAGGAAGCCAGGAGGACAGUAGCCAUGCUGGCGCCUCUGAUCACCGACCCUGAUGCCCUCACACGUCGUCACUGUUGUGCAGCUCUGGGAAACCUGGUGAAUGUUGAUGGCGCUGUAUCCUUGUUGUUGGAGGAGGACGUGUCCAGCUUACUUCUCAGAGCUGCAUGCACAGAUUCCCACAAUGCAGUGAGACAAGCUGCCAUAGCAACCCUGUGCCUGUACAGCGAGCAGGAUGCAAUACGCCAGGUCCUGAGAUCCCUGGACGCCAGUAAGAAACUUCUUCAGGCUUCGCAACAUGCACCUCCACAAUGCAACUAUCAUCAGCUCAUUGGCCAGCUGUGAAUGAGUCCAGUUGAUGGGUUUAAAAUAAAAUAAAAAAAACCUCCUUCUUCCUCCUUACU